GCCCCCGCAGCGCCCGCUUCCAAGAUGGCGGCAGCGAUGCCUCCCCGGCUGUUGGGGUGGCGGUGACGACAGGCAGCAAAAGACCAGCAGUAACCCUCCUCCCCACCCCCGCUAGAAGAGGGGAAAGGUAGAAAAGGUAGAGGACGCCACCCCCACCCUACUCUCCGCCGAGCUCCGGGGCUGUUCGCUUACAGCCCCCAGGUGGUCACGGUCCCUGCACCUGAGGAGUUGGCACCCAGGCACAUGAAGAAUAGAAGGAGCCUGUUUCCUACUUCGCCCUGGCUGGUCCCAGAUUCGCUGCUGGAGUGCUGGAUGGAGCCUUUCUCUGCCCUCUGUGACAUUUCCAAUUUUAGAUAAUGCCUCACAUCUCUGUACCCCCGGGACCCCCUGGAGCCCCCAUGAUCCCUAAGAAGACAGCUUGAACCUAGAAUUCCCCUCUCCCUCCCUAGAUCUCACCCCCAGGAUGUUGCGGAGGCUGCUGGAGCGGCCUUGCACGCUGGCCCUGCUUGUGGGCUCCCAGCUGGCUGUCAUGAUGUACCUGUCACUGGGGGGCUUCCGAAGUCUCAGUGCCCUAUUUGGCCGAGAUCAGGGGCCGACAUUUGACUAUUCUCACCCUCGUGAUGUCUACAGUAACCUCAGUCACCUGCCUGGGGCCCCAGGGGGUCCUCCAGCUCCUCAAGGUCUGCCCUACUGUCCAGAACGAUCUCCUCUCUUAGUGGGUCCUGUGUCGGUGUCCUUUAGCCCAGUGCCAUCACUGGCAGAGAUUGUGGAGCGGAAUCCCCGGGUAGAACCAGGGGGCCGGUACCGCCCUGCAGGUUGUGAGCCCCGCUCCCGAACAGCCAUCAUUGUGCCUCAUCGUGCCCGGGAGCACCACCUGCGCCUGCUGCUCUACCACCUGCACCCCUUCUUGCAGCGCCAGCAGCUUGCUUAUGGCAUCUAUGUCAUCCACCAGGCUGGAAAUGGAACAUUUAACAGGGCAAAACUGUUGAACGUUGGGGUGCGAGAGGCCCUGCGUGAUGAAGAGUGGGACUGCCUGUUCUUGCACGAUGUGGACCUCUUGCCAGAAAAUGACCACAAUCUGUAUGUGUGUGACCCCCGGGGACCCCGCCAUGUUGCCGUUGCUAUGAACAAGUUUGGAUACAGCCUCCCGUACCCCCAGUACUUCGGAGGAGUCUCGGCGCUUACUCCUGACCAGUACCUGAAGAUGAAUGGCUUCCCCAAUGAAUACUGGGGCUGGGGUGGUGAGGAUGAUGACAUUGCUACCAGGGUGCGCCUGGCUGGGAUGAAGAUUUCUCGGCCCCCCACAUCUGUAGGACACUAUAAGAUGGUGAAGCACCGAGGAGAUAAGGGCAAUGAGGAAAAUCCCCACAGAUUUGACCUCCUGGUCCGUACCCAGAAUUCCUGGACGCAAGAUGGGAUGAACUCACUGACAUACCAGUUGCUGGCUCGAGAGCUGGGGCCUCUUUAUACCAACAUCACAGCAGACAUUGGGACUGACCCUCGGGGUCCUCGGGCUCCUUCUGGGCCGCGUUACCCACCUGGUUCCUCCCAAGCCUUCCGUCAAGAGAUGCUGCAACGCCGGCCCCCAGCCAGGCCUGGGCCUCUACCUACUGCCAACCACACAGCCCUCCGAGGUUCACACUGACUCCUCCUUCCUGUCUACCUUAAUCAUGAAACCGAAUUCAUGGGGUUGUAUUCUCCCCACCCUCAGCUCCUCACUGUUCUCAGAGGGAUGUGAGGGAACUGAACUCUGGUGCCGUGCUAGGGGGUAGGGGCCUCUCCCUCACUGCUGGACUGGAGCUGGGCUCCUGUAGACCUGAGGGGUCCCUCUCUCUAGGGUCUCCUGUAGGGCUUAUGACUGUGAAUCCUUGAUGUCAUGAUUUUAUGUGACGAUUCCUAGGAGUCCCUGCCCCUAGAGUAGGAGCAGGGCUGGACCCCAAGCCCCUCCCUCUUCCAUGGAGAGAAGAGUGAUCUGGCUUCUCCUCGGACCUCUGUGAAUAUUUAUUCUAUUUAUGGUUCCCGGGAAGUUGUUUGGUGAAGGAAGCCCCUCCCUGGGCAUUUUCUGCCUAUGCUGGAAUAGCUCCCUCUUCUGGUCCUGGCUCAGGGGGCUGGGAUUUUGAUAUAUUUUCUAAUAAAGGACUUUGUCUCGCA
Molecule: messenger RNA, 2151 nt
Organism: Pan troglodytes (chimpanzee)
Lineage: Eukaryota; Metazoa; Chordata; Mammalia; Primates; Hominidae
Gene: B4GALT3
Product: beta-1,4-galactosyltransferase 3
Exons: 9
Coding region: 464-1645 (393 amino acids)
Biological process (GO): carbohydrate metabolic process; galactosylceramide biosynthetic process
Cellular component (GO): Golgi apparatus
Molecular function (GO): galactosyltransferase activity
Source: RefSeq, a predicted model, not a curated record